This is a messenger RNA of Rhinolophus ferrumequinum (greater horseshoe bat), 883 nucleotides long. RefSeq names its product CART prepropeptide (gene CARTPT). The coding region runs from base 140 to 490 and encodes 116 amino acids. Lineage: Eukaryota; Metazoa; Chordata; Mammalia; Chiroptera; Rhinolophidae. The transcript has 3 exons. Gene Ontology annotation, biological process: adult feeding behavior; positive regulation of MAPK cascade; G protein-coupled receptor signaling pathway. The record is from RefSeq and is a predicted model, not a curated record. Gene Ontology annotation, molecular function: neuropeptide hormone activity.
GCUGCCUACAGACGGUUGACCUGGACCCUCCUCCACACCCCCCUCCUCCUUUGCUCCCCACCCUUUCCUGCACUCGGGCUCCGGCUCGGUAUAAAAGGCGGGAGCGCGGGGUGCCCCAGCAGCGCCCAGUCUCAGCACCAUGGAGAGCCCUCGCUUUCGGCUGCUGCCCCUUCUGGGAGCCGCCCUGCUGGUGCUGCUACCUCUGCUGGGCGCCGGUGCCCAGGAGGACGCCGAGCUCCAGCCCAGAGCCCUGGACAUCUACUCCGCCGUGGAGGACGCCUCCCAUGAGAAGGAGCUGAUCGAAGCGCUGCAGGAAGUCCUGAAGAAGCUCAAGAGUAAGCGUAUUCCCGUCUACGAGAAGAAGUACGGACAAGUCCCCAUGUGUGACGCUGGUGAGCAGUGCGCAGUGCGAAAAGGAGCGAGGAUCGGGAAGCUGUGCGACUGUCCCCGAGGCACCUCCUGCAAUUCCUUCCUCCUGAAGUGCUUGUGAGGCGGCCACCCUCCUCCAGCAGUCCCUACUCCCCGUAUUUCCCGGAGAGGACCACUUCAUCCCCGGAGUUGGGCUUUAGCAACAAAAUUUGCGUUUCCCUCUGAGGGCGAAGGGGCUCUUUUCCUGCUGUUUUCAAAUAAAAGAACACAGUAGAUGUUACUUUGUGAAGGAUAAUGCCUCGUAUGGUGUUCACACGUGUGCAAAGUAUUCUUUUCUUAUUUUGUUUGUCUGACAAACUCUUGUGUAUCUUUGUGUAAAGUAGGGGAACUUUGCUUUGAACAUUGUAUUUUCAUGUGUGCAUGACAGAGUGAAAAUUAGAUCUCGUUAAUGUUGGUAGAUGAUAUCACAACCUGGAAAAUAAAUCACCCCAAGCAUCAGCAAUCGAAGCAUGUA